Molecule: messenger RNA, 1974 nt
Organism: Trifolium pratense (red clover)
Lineage: Eukaryota; Viridiplantae; Streptophyta; Magnoliopsida; Fabales; Fabaceae
Product: protein phosphatase 2C 70
Exons: 12
Coding region: 111-1916 (601 amino acids)
Biological process (GO): protein dephosphorylation
Molecular function (GO): protein binding; cation binding; protein serine/threonine phosphatase activity
Source: RefSeq, a predicted model, not a curated record
AAAUUAUGCGACCAUUUCAAUCAAAGUGCGAAGUUGUCGCAAACCCAAACCCAAUCUGAAGAAGAAGAAGAGAGAAAAAACAAAACAAGAGAGAGAAAGAGAAAGGGAAAAUGGAACAUACGAUGCUACAAACCAUUGUGACUGUGCUUCUUCUCCUUAUGCUUCUUCUCAUCUUCGUUUUCCUCUUCUUUCUCUUCAAACCAUGGCGCUUCUUUUUCUCUUCUCGCUUUCGCUCUUCUUCCAUCAACAACAACAACAACAACAAGGGUUCUAUUGGUGGUGGUGAAUUAGAAAGACCACUUGUUGAAGAUGAUGUUAAUGCUUCUUCUUAUAAUAAUCAGCAUAAUCAUAAUGAAUUACCUAGAGAUUAUGAUCUUGAAGGUGCGUGUUAUCCUAAUGAAGUUAAUUUUCGUUCUCCAAGAACACAUGGACAAGGACUUGUUCAUAAACAAAGGCUUCAUAAUCAUUCUGUUUCACCUAAUUUUCCACAAGGUGAUACUUUGAUUGUUGAUGUAAUCUCUGAUCAUCAUCAUUCUGAAGAUGUUGCUGAUGUUACUCAAGUAUUUAAGCUACCUCCUCCACCUCUUUUAGCUCAAAUUCAUCAAAAACCUAAUAGUACUACUACUAAUAAUAAUAAUCAGAAUGAUAGAGUGCAAGAUUUUGUGCAAAGAGAUAUCACUGAUCAAAGAAGUUGCCUUACUUUGGAGGUUAUCACCGGUCCGUCUUGUGGAUUACGAUGUUCCGUGCAGUCGACGAAUCCCUCUCGUCUACCGCUGACGUUGGGAAGGGUUUCUCCUAGUGAUUUGUUGAUAAAGGACUCGGAGGUGUCGGGAAAGCAUGCUUUGAUCAAGUGGAAUUUGGAUAAUAUGAAAUGGGAGUUGGUAGAUAUGGGUAGCUUGAAUGGAACACUUUUGAAUUCUAAGUCAAUCAACCAUCCUGACACUGGAAGUAGGCAUUGGGGAGAUCCAAUGAAUCUUGCUAAUGGAGAUGUUAUAACUCUUGGGACAACAUCAAAAAUAAUUGUUCAUAUCACUUCACAAAAUCCUCGUCACAUUCCCUUUGGAGUUGGUAUGGCAUCAGAUCCCAUGGCUUUGCGUCGAGGAGGAAAAAAACUUCCUAUGGAGGAUGUUUGCUAUUAUCAAUGGCCUCUACCUGGAUUGGAUCAGUUUGGUCUUUUUGGCAUUUGUGAUGGGCACGGUGGUGAUGGGGCUGCCAAAUCUGCUAGCAAACUCUUUCCUGAGAUAAUUGCUAGUAUAUUAUCAGAUUCAUCAAAAAGGGAGAGGGUUUUAUCACUUCGUGAUGCUUCAGGUAUCCUUCGAGAUGCAUUUUCUCAAACUGAAGCACGUAUGAAUAAUUAUUAUGAGGGAUGUACAGCAACAGUGCUUCUGGUGUGGGCUGACUGUAAUGAUAAUUUCUAUGCACAAUGUGCAAAUGUUGGAGACUCUGCAUGCAUUAUGAGUGUUAAUGGCCAACAAGUCAAGAUGACAGAAGAUCACAAGAUAGCGAAUUAUUCCGAAAGACUAAGAAUUGAAGGGACCGGUGAACCAUUAAAAGAAGGGGAAACCCGACUAUAUGGUAUAAAUCUUGCAAGGAUGCUUGGGGACAAAUUCCUAAAACAGCAGGAUUCCCGAUUCAGUUCUGAACCUUAUAUAAGUGAGCCCGUGCAUAUUCACCAAGCAAGCAAGGCUUUUGUUGUUCUAGCUAGUGAUGGGCUAUGGGACGUUGUCAGCGUGAAGAAGGCGAUUCAGCUAGUGCUCCAGACAAGGGAGCGAUACAAUACAGAUAGAGAGAAUACAGCAGAAAAGAUUGCUAGUAUGUUGUUGAGUGAGGCUAGAACACUCAAAACAAAGGAUAAUACCUCCAUAAUAUUCUUAGAUUUUGAUACCUUCAAUAGUUUCUCUUGUAAAGUUGAAUAGUAUGAAUUAGGAAUAGUGUUACAGAGUAAUGGUAAUACAGGAAUUUUUGUUUACUGGA